This is a messenger RNA of Rhizophagus irregularis DAOM 181602=DAOM 197198, 1645 nucleotides long. The record is from RefSeq and is a predicted model, not a curated record. Lineage: Eukaryota; Fungi; Glomeromycota; Glomeromycetes; Glomerales; Glomeraceae.
UUUUUUUUUGAAGAGGAUGCUCUUGACGCGUUUACGGAGGAUACGAUACAAAUUCUCGGAAAACAUGCUGUUAGAGUCAAUAAUUUUACUGGAAUACGGGAGUGGAGGGUCAAAACGACACCUGAAGAAAUUAUAAAGGUAGUAAAGGCUAUUGUUCGUUUGGCUUUAAAGUUCAAAUGACAGAAUAGCCAGUUACUGGAAUAUUAUCUUUUCAAUAGUCAGUAACACAAUCAACCGCUUGGAGUGAAAAUUGGACAUUACGUGUUCAAAUAGCGUCUGAAACCCAAACUCUCUUUCAUCCUUUAAAUAUUGUUCCUGUACCUGGAAUCCAUAUUGGUAUCUCUUUAGGUAACCAAACGUUUAGCGAAAGACUAGGCUACAAGAAUAUGGAUUUUUUGACCAUAUGCAAAUAUCUUGAUGCAUUACUUGGUGUAGUAAUGUGUGAUAAGGAAAAAUCAUCGAAACGUACGUAUCAUAUAGAUCUUUUGAAUUCGAUUUCCCUUCCUGAUGGAAAUAUCUAUUAUUAUUCAUCAAUUCCAUCUUAUGAUGUACCGAGUUCAUCAUCAAUAUUGGGAAGAAGGUCAUCUAAAGAAUAUCGUCGUCCAGCUAUUAUAGAUCUUCAUUUUAAUUUUGAUAAAAAGACGAACAAAACUAAAGCAGAAUUAAGAAUGAUUUGGAAGUAUCAAAAUCAAAAUAUAGAAAUUAAUAAAGAUAAUCAGGAUGAUAGAGUCGAACUGGGAGUUUUUGGUCCGCAAUUAGACUCUGAGUCUAUUCUUGGCGAGAAAAUUGUAUUUGGCGAAGAUGACCAACCUGAACCAACAAUGGUUACUGAAUAUCCUAGAACUCUCUCUUCUGAUUCAUUUUUUAAUUCAAGCAUAUAUCCCUCUCAAAGUUUUCAUCCUUAUUUUAGUACAUCAAUUAAAUAUUCGGUAAUAGAAGACAAGUGUAAAGACUAUAUCCUUUAUGUAUUACCUAAUUCUUUUUUUGUAGAUGUAUACCAACUUAAAGAUAAAUUCUCGGAUGAACAGAUCAAGGUUUGGGGAGAAACAGAUUUGGAAAUUCCUUUUGGAGUGGCGUCAUUAAAAUGGGGUAGUCUGAUUUUAAUUGCAAAGCAAAGUUCAGAGGACUUGUGUGAAUUUAGUUUACCACUUCAUAUGAGAUAUCAACCAGCCAUUUCUGGAAAUACGCAAAGUCAUGUAUUUGCAAGAGCGCCAUGGCCAUUUGUUAUACGAGUUUGUGAAAGUAUAAAAAAUGAACCGCGAGAACCAUUAUUUGCACCUACCCCUCUUCCCUUAUCUCUCUUAUUUCCAUCAACAACAGAAAUAAAGUACCUUCUUCCAAAACAAGAAUUCUUACGUAGCACUUCUUGGCCAAGAGAAGUAGUUAAAGUUCCUAUAGGUCAAUUAAGUCAUUUAAAAUUUGUUGAAUGGUGGACAAUUAUAGUAGCAUUAGCGGGUUGCGCUUGGGUAAUAUGGAUUGCUUUGAAGAAAGUAUCUCAAUGGCGAUAUAAAGGUGAUAAUGAUAAAAUUGACUGAAUCAGAAAAUUACAUAGAUGUUUAAUAUUCAUUUAAGUUCAUGUAAUUGAAAUUAUUUAUGAUAAUAAAUAUUCUAAUUUUAGUUAUCAAAUUCUUUUUAUAAGAAGUAU